GGAAGGAAGAGGAGGCGGGAUCCGGGCGCUGCGUUGGCUGAGGCCUGGCACCAAAGGGGCGGCCCCGGCGGAGAGCGGACCCAGUGGCCUCGGCGAUUAUGGACCCAGCCGAGGCGGUGCUGCAAGAGAAAGCACUCAAGUUUAUGUGCUCUAUGCCCAGGUCUCUGUGGCUGGGCUGCUCCAGCCUGGCGGACAGCAUGCCUUCGCUGCGAUGCCUGUAUAACCCAGGGACUGGCGCACUCACAGCUUUCCAGACGUACAAUAGCUGUGCCAGACUCUGCUUAAACCAAGAAACAGUAUGUUUAGCAAGCACUGCUAUGAAGACUGAGAAUUGUGUGGCCAAAACAAAACUUGCCAAUGGCACUUCCAGUAUGAUUGUGCCCAAGCAACGGAAACUCUCGGCAAGCUAUGAAAAGGAAAAGGAACUGUGUGUCAAAUACUUUGAGCAGUGGUCAGAGUCAGAUCAAGUGGAAUUUGUGGAACAUCUUAUAUCCCAAAUGUGUCAUUACCAACAUGGGCACAUAAACUCGUAUCUUAAACCUAUGUUGCAGAGAGAUUUCAUAACUGCUCUGCCAGCUCGGGGUUUGGAUCAUAUUGCUGAGAACAUUCUGUCAUACCUGGAUGCCAAAUCACUAUGUGCUGCUGAACUUGUGUGCAAGGAAUGGUACCGAGUGACCUCUGAUGGCAUGUUAUGGAAGAAGCUCAUCGAGAGAAUGGUCAGGACAGAUUCUUUGUGGAGAGGCCUGGCAGAACGAAGAGGGUGGGGACAGUAUUUAUUCAAAAACAAACCUCCUGAUGGAAAUGCUCCUCCCAACUCUUUUUAUAGAGCACUUUAUCCUAAAAUUAUACAAGACAUUGAGACAAUUGAAUCUAAUUGGAGAUGUGGAAGACAUAGUUUACAGAGAAUCCAUUGCCGAAGUGAAACAAGCAAAGGAGUUUACUGUUUACAAUAUGAUGAUCAGAAAAUAGUAAGCGGCCUUCGAGACAACACAAUCAAGAUCUGGGAUAAAAACACACUGGAAUGCAAGCGAAUUCUCACAGGCCAUACAGGUUCUGUCCUGUGUCUCCAGUAUGAUGAGAGAGUGAUCAUAACCGGAUCAUCGGAUUCCACAGUCAGAGUGUGGGAUGUAAAUACAGGUGAAAUGCUAAACACAUUGAUUCACCAUUGUGAAGCAGUUCUGCACUUGCGUUUCAAUAAUGGCAUGAUGGUGACCUGCUCCAAAGAUCGUUCCAUUGCUGUAUGGGAUAUGGCCUCCCCAACUGACAUUACCCUCCGGAGGGUGCUGGUCGGACACCGAGCUGCUGUCAAUGUUGUAGACUUUGAUGACAAGUACAUCGUUUCUGCAUCUGGGGAUAGAACUAUAAAGGUAUGGAACACAAGUACUUGUGAAUUUGUAAGGACCUUAAACGGACACAAACGAGGCAUUGCCUGUUUGCAGUACAGGGACAGGCUGGUAGUGAGUGGCUCAUCUGACAAUACUAUUAGAUUAUGGGACAUAGAAUGUGGUGCAUGUUUACGAGUGUUAGAAGGCCAUGAGGAAUUAGUGCGUUGUAUUCGAUUUGAUAGCAAGAGGAUAGUCAGUGGGGCCUAUGAUGGAAAAAUUAAAGUGUGGGAUCUUGUGGCUGCUUUGGACCCCCGUGCUCCUGCAGGGACACUCUGUCUACGGACCCUCGUGGAGCAUUCCGGAAGAGUUUUUCGACUCCAGUUUGAUGAAUUCCAGAUUGUCAGUAGUUCACAUGAUGACACAAUCCUCAUCUGGGACUUCCUAAAUGAUCCAGCUGCCCAAGCUGAACCCCCCCAUUCCCCUUCUCGAACAUACACCUACAUCUCCAGAUAAAUAACCAUACACUGACCUCAUACUUGCCCAGGACCCAUUAAAGUUGCGGUAUUUAACGUAUCUGCCAGUACCAGGACGAGCAACAACAGUAACAAUCAAACUACUGCCCAGUUUCCCCGGACUAGCUGAGGAGCAGGGCUUUGAAACUCCUGUUGGGACACAGUUGGUCUGCAGUCGGCUCAGGACGGUCUACUCAGCACAGCUGACUGCUUCAGUGCUGCUAUCAGAAGAUGUCUUCUAUCUUUUGUGAAUGAUUGGAACUUUUAAACCUCCCCUCCCCUCCUCCUUUCCCUUCUGCACCUAGUUUUUUCCCAUUGGUUCCAGACAAAGAUGACUUAUAAAUAUAUUUAGUGUUUUGCCACAAUCUCUCUUGCUUUGCCAUUAAGCAGAAGAACUAGUUUCCCUGUAUAGCCUGCUGGGAAAGACCCACUUCUAGGGGAUUGGGGGGAUGCAGCUUCAAGCCAGAUAGUGCCCAGUGUCUCCCUGUUAAUGCAGGAAUGCAAAGCACCUGGCCAGAGCAGCACAGCCCCACUGUGCUUAAGAGGAGACAGAGCUCUCUGUAUAGCCUCUGGGGCAAAAAAAAAAAAUAGAAAACAGGAGUGUAUACACUGGAAGAUCUGGGCCUCCUGCCUGCCUUCUCUUUGUUUCUGUUCCUCUUCCCUUCUACUUUCCCACUCCCCUUCAACAACUCUUUUCUCUCUCUGCUCCACCUGAGAAGAAAGUAUAUGAAGAGAAUGUCCUCCUUUAGCAUGAGGCAGAUAAGCCAGAAAAUGCAACACUUGCAAGAGUUAAAUGCUGUUCAGUCAAGAUUUCAGACCCAGGCCUUUGCUGCAAGUGACCCUGUGGCAACAGUGGAUUCUCAGACAUAAUACUCUCAUCGUAUUUGCAACUCUUCCCUCUCCUUCCCCACACCCAAGAGGAGGAUGGGUGGGUGGGGGAAGCAGAAGUUUCCUGGGCUCCAUCAAUGGCUGUAUCUUUUCUGGACUCAGCAGUCUCCUUGAUUCCAUGUAGAGUGUGGAAAGGAGUUGCUGAUUGCAUUUCCUCUCAUUAACAAUUAGGUGUGUAAUAAAAAGCAUUGUACUAGAUCUUAAAUCACUAGUAAGGCUCAGCCUACAGAAAGGUUUGAAAUGGCCAAAGCCAGUCGCUUGGUGCAUUCUACAUAAUGGUUUCCAUCUCCGAUUUCCUCAUCAGGGCCUGUGAGUACCCAGGUGACUGUAUCUUUGCCAAUACCAUGAUCAAAGUAGCUUAAGAGAGAUGGUCAGGAGAAAACUGAUUUUUUUUUUUUUUUUUUUUUUUGCCAGUAAAUAUCAUCUCUCAAAAAUUGAUCUCACCAUGUGAACCUUGCACUGCAGAAUCUUCCUUCUGCUUCUCCCACACCCAGUGUUUGCAGAAGGGCAAAGCUGCCCAAGAGAGAGGAUCAGGGUGAAGUUUGGCACACAGGGUUUAUUAAUGGGGCAAAAACUGCCUUUUCUUCCUCCUCCUGACCUUAUUUUGCUCUUCACUCUCCCCAUCCAGUAAAAUGUCUGUGGCAAUAGGUGAACAACAUAAACAGCUGGACCUCAGCAAAGGCCAGGCAAACCUGGCCACUCGGAAGGUAGCUGUGUGAGCUGCCAUGCUAGUGGGCUUCAGGUGCAAGGGCACCUGUGCCACAGCAACCUGGGAGCACAGAGAAUACUAUUCAUGUGCACCCAGCUGGUCUCCCCAGGCAGGAGUGGACCUGCAUGAGCUAUCUCUGGUAGUAUAGGGUGCACCCUGGUUGGCAAGAAGGUAUCCUCUUCCCAAGGUGUACCCAGACUGAAUGUUGUUACUGCAUAUUGAGAGGCAGUUUAUGCAUAUGCAUUCUACCUUUCCUGCUUUAUGGGUAUUUUAAGCUUUUAGUUCCAGGUUAUAUUGAGAAAAUAUUUCCCAGCGUAAUGAUACAUCAUUGUCUAGGAAAUAUUUUCUCAAUAUAAUUCCCUUCCCCACUACUCAGAUGCUACAGAGAAAUGUUUUCUACUUGACCACUAUCAGGGUUCCUCAUCUGUUGUGUUGACUAUUAAUAGUUUUUUGAUUGCAUAAGGAUUUUGCUGUAGAUGAAGGGAGAGGGCUGUCAGCCCUGAAAAACACAUAGGUCAGAUAUUUAAAAGGCAUGGGUUUCGAGCUGUCUCAAAAUAUUGUCCAAUAGCCAUAACUUUACUAGCCCUUCUGACAUAUGCUGCUGUUACAAAGUGGAAGCUGUUGAAUGUUUAUUGGUGCCCAGGGUUUUGCUCUCCAGUCUAGGUUCAGUUGAAAGAAUAUUGUUUCUAAGACUAUUUUGAAACAUGUCCAGUACAUCACAGAGGAGAUCCAGGUGGACCCUGCAGAUGUGGAGCCGUUAGCCCAGUUGAGGAUAUCCUCCAAGUUAUCCUCUCUGCUGCUGAUGGAAAUGGGAAUGAAGUUAAGUGGUCUGAAAAACUUGAAUCGUUCACAUUUCUCAGCUCUGGGGGUCAUUUACCAGUUCAUUGUAGAAGAAAUAAUCAGGUAAGUAAAAGUUCAUUUCCAGAGAACGUAAACCCUACUUACUAUCUCUGCAUGAUUUCAGUUGGAAUUGAUUAUCACUAAUCCCCAACUGGGCUAAAAUAAAUGUAAAGUUUGACCUUUUAAAACAAAAAGAGAGACAAAGUCUCAGCACAUUCCAAGGAGUGGUAGAAACAGAGCUGAAGGUGUCCCCAUUGUAGAUUAGUCUCUUCUCACUAAAAUUUACUUUCCAACAUAGGGCCUAAAGGAAACCUUUCUUAAAGACAAGCUGAAACCCCUUGGAAGGCAGGUGAGGAGGUGUGCAUGUACCUGUUACAGACACGUGACCUCUUGGUGCACACUGGGGCUACUUGGACAAGACCAGCAUGCCUCGUUGCACGUGUUUGUAUUUCACUGCUGAGAACAUCCUUUUCUGUAUGCAGUCUGAAAGGAUGUGAAUUACAGAUGGAAGGCCAUUGCACUUGUCCCUUGACAAAAUUCUUUCUGGUGUCUGCUAACUUUAGACACAGGAACUCUUUUUGGAUCUCUACUGACAAGUAAUAAAGUCCGGCCCUCAUAACUUGUUUCCGAGCUAGAAAAGACUGUGAGACCCCUAAUUUUUUUUUUUUUUUUUUUUUUUUUUGGCUUGAGUAAAAACAGUCCUUUUUUAUUUUUCUUCUGUAUAGUCUAAAGCUACAGAGGAAAAAAAACUGCAGUCUCCCCUUGCCAACUCCUGGUACCAUUGGUCUGAAGAGCUGUAGUUGGUCUACUUAGCACUUGAUUGUGUGGGGAAACAAAGGUGGAAGGGGUGGGGAAUACUGGAAGUAAUCAGGGCAAUUUUUUUCUUUCCUAGAAUUGGAUUAGAUACCUUGGUACAGUUGACCUCCUCAGCAUUUCCCUUUUGCCUUAGAUGGCAACACCCUCCAGCCUGAAGCAGAGCAAUCCAACCCAGAUUAGUGCAGCCCUGAGGCCUAGGCUGCGGCCUCCCUGGUCUUCCUCCAUACAGCUGACACCAACAGACAGACCUCCUUACUUUAACCACAGUGUCAACAUAGCAUCAGAAAGAGAGCAUCUCUUAAGGGAAUAAAACUGAGUUUUGCUUCUUUACCUGUAGUUCAUCUGUGGUGUCAGAAUCCUUGGAGCCGAAGAGAGAAAUCAAAAGAGCAUGAUGAUGGUGGCCUGGUUUCAGGUGGAACUUAAUGCAUUGAUCUUUAGAAAUCCCUUCUGUUGAAAGUUGAGUACCUAUGAUCUAAAAUGUCCUGGAGGCAGAUGACAUCUAAAAUAUGUGCUUUCCAACCAGCACAGCUGGCGCUCUUAGCUCCUGAUUGGUUGUGUGUGUGUUGUAUUAAGGAUCGGUGUAGUAAGUUGUAUUUUAAAGUGUUACCUCCCCUCCUAACCCUUCCCCUUCUUGGACACUGAGGGAAAAGACCAACUAGGACAUUAGGCCUCUGGGCACCAAGGAAACGAACAGCUUUCUCAAAGCAGUGACCACUCAAGCCCAACCCAGACAGCUCUGAGGGAUGGCUAGUGAACUCCAACUAUGGGACAGGCCUGGCAACACGUGGGCUUCCCCAAGAGCUGUCAGCUGGUUCAGCUCUUUUGUUCUCUAGACUCUUAAGUACUGACUGCUUUGACUUUUGUGAUUAUGUUAUGGUGAUGUGUAGUCAAUGUACCAAUAUGUUCACAACCUAGGAUCAUGAUAAUAGAGUGCGUUUUGGUUUUUUUUUUUUAAACUGUUCAGAAAAAAAGUAACUUAAAUCACAAAUAUAAGAUUAAAGUGAAUUUUCUAA
Messenger RNA from Saimiri boliviensis boliviensis (Bolivian squirrel monkey), 6103 nucleotides. RefSeq names its product beta-transducin repeat containing E3 ubiquitin protein ligase (gene BTRC). NCBI's taxonomy places the organism in Eukaryota, Metazoa, Chordata, Mammalia, Primates, Cebidae. The record is from RefSeq and is a predicted model, not a curated record. Gene Ontology annotation, molecular function: protein dimerization activity.